CAAAAUGGGCGGGCUCUGCCUCCCAGGCGGGCGGAGAAGGCCGCGGUUAUCGAUCCCGCUGCUGGAGGGAGGCGGCGGCGAAGCAGCAGAGAAAAUGGCGGCCAUGGCUGCGGAGGCGGCGGCGACUGCAGCGGUGCCGGGUGACGGGGGAGCCGGCGAAGCCGAGCCUGAGAUGGAGCCCAUCCCGGGCAGCGAGGCCGGCGCAGACCCCCUCCCCGCUGUCAGCGAGGCUGUGGAGUCGGCUGUGCCUGAUGGGGACGAGGCCGACGGGGGAAAGUCCGCUCCGGGGGAGGCCGAGGAGCCGCCGCCGCCGCCCGUAGAGCUCGCCCGGAGCCCGGCUAGGACCCAGGAGCCGGAACCUGAGAGGACGGAGCCGGAGGAACCGGAGCUGGGUUCGCCCAAGGCCGAACCUAGAGGACCGCCCAGCCCGGAGCCCGAGGAGGCGCCGCAGCCCUGCCCGCCGCCUGGUGGGCACCCUGAACUUCCCGAGGAGGAGCCGCAGCCCUGCCUGCCGGCUGCUGGGGGCCCCGUGGAGCCGGAGCCCGGGGAGGAGCCGUGCCGGCCGGAGGAGGAGGAGCCGGAUGCUGCUGAUGCUGCCGCUGUAGAGCCGGAGCCCCCGGCCCCCGGCUCCCCGGUGGCCCCGGCCGCGGGGGAGGCGGAGGCUCCGCUGCUGCCUGGCUCGGAGGUGCGCGUCACCCUGGACCACAUCAUCGAGGACGCGCUGGUGGUGUCGUUCCGGCUGGGGGAGAAGCUCUUCUCCGGGGUCCUCAUGGACCUCUCCAAAAGGUUUGGACCCCAUGGAAUCCCUGUGACCAUAUUUCCUAAAAGGGAAUACAAGGAUAAACCUGAAGCCAUGCAGCUCCAAAGUAAACCAUUCCAAGAUGAGACACAGGUGAAGUGUGAAGCCAGUGGUGCAGUCCCUGAUAACUCCUCUUCUCCCAUUCAGCCAUCAGAACCUAGCCUCGCUAAAAGCCUAUGGACUUCUAAACCACCUCCCCUCUUCCAUGAGGGAGCGCCAUAUCCUCCUCCAUUGUUUAUCAGGGACACGUAUAACCAAUCAAUACCUCAGCCUCCGCCCCGAAAAAUUAAGCGGCCCAAACGGAAAAUGUACAGGGAGGAACCCACUUCUAUUAUGAAUGCUAUCAAAUUACGACCCAGGCAGGUCUUAUGUGACAAAUGUAAAAACAGUGUUGUUGCAGAAAAAAAAGAAAUUAAAAAAAGUGGCAAUGCAAGUGACUGCUUAAAAUAUGAGGAUCAUAAAAAGCGAAGGAAUGAGAGUGUGACUACUGUGAAUAAAAGACUUAAAACUGACCAUAAAGUAGAUGGAAAAAGCCAAAAUGAAAGCCAGAAAAGAAAUGCUGUGGUCAAAGUUUCAAAUAUUGCCCACAGCAGAAGCAAAGUAGUUAAAGUUUCUGCUCAAGCAAACACUUCGAAAGCUCAGUUAAAUACUAAAAAAGUUCUCCAGAGCAAAAACAUGGAUCAUGCAAAAGCUCGGGAAGUUUUGAAAAUGGCCAAAGAAAAGGCACAAAAGAAACAGAGUGCAACUUCCACUUCCAAAAAUGCACAUUCAAAGGUCCAUUUCACACGGCGUCUUCAGAACACCAGCUCAGGUUCCCUCCCACCCCGAUUGCGUUUAAAACCACAAAGGUACCGGAAUGAAGAAAACGACUCAUCUCUCAAGACAGGACUUGAGAAAAUACGGAGUGGCAAGAUGGCAACUAAGCCCCAGUCUCGCUGCUCCUCCACCCGCUCAGCAGGUGAGGCCCCUUCAGAAAAUCAGAGCCCCUCAGAAGGCCCUGAAGAGGCCAGCAGUGAGGUUCAGGACACAAGUGAAGUGCAUGUAACUGUUGAUCAGGAUGAACACCAGACAUUGGGCAAGAGAGGCAGCAAAAGCAAUAUAACGGUUUACAUGACCCUUAAUCAAAAGAAAUCUGACUCUUCCAGUGCAUCAGUGUGUAGUAGUGAUAGCACAGAUGAUUUGAAAUCCACCAACUCUGAGUGUAGUUCUACUGAAAGCUUUGAUUUUCCUCCAGGCAGCAUGCAUGCACCUUCCUCUUCCUCCUCCUCCUCCUCCUCUUCAAAGGAAGAGAAAAAGCUCAGUAAUUCCUUGAAAAUGAAAGUCUUUUCCAAAAACGUCUCUAAAUGUGUCACACCAGAUGGCAGGACCAUAUGUGUAGGGGACAUUGUUUGGGCCAAGAUUUAUGGCUUCCCUUGGUGGCCAGCCCGUAUUCUUACUAUAACUGUGAGCCGGAAAGAUAAUGGCCUUUUAGUUCGACAGGAGGCCCGCAUUUCGUGGUUUGGGUCCCCAACAACAUCUUUUCUUGCUCUUUCACAACUGUCCCCCUUUUUAGAAAACUUUCAGUCGCGCUUUAAUAAGAAGAGAAAGGGCCUUUACCGCAAGGCCAUCACAGAGGCCGCUAAGGCUGCUAAGCAGCUGACUCCCGAAGUUCGGGCCCUGCUGACACAGUUUGAAACGUGAACGUGGAAAGUAAGCUCAGAGACACUAGGCACCUGCUGUUUUGAUGGAACCUCACCACACUGCCACGAAGAACACCAGCUCAUCAGAAACGACAAAAAUUUGAGACUGAAUUGUCAUAUUUUUCCUCUGAAAUCUUAAACAGAGGGAAGAAAGGGCAGGGUGAAUGUGUUAAACAAAACCACCCCCACUAAUCCCAUUGGGGCACCUGUAUCUAUUGUACAUUUUCUUCGAAAUUUAAAAAGAUAUUAGGAAAUAUUUUAUAAAACUUUUUUGCAAUAAAUGAUGCAUGAGAUGGUGAGAGACUAUACAAAGUGUACGUGCAAGGAACCACUUGAAUUAUUAGUAUGAAGAAUCACUGCGAAUAAUUUUUUUUUAAUGUGAUGGUCUAAUCAAUAUGUUUGACAGGCCCCAGUGAUGGAGCCAAUUGCCUGGAAAGAUGACUGUAACUUUUGAACUCUUGUUUUGAUUCUUAACUUUAGCACUGCAUUUUCCAUUCUCCAAGGCUUAGUUAGUAUUUAGUAUGGGUGUUAGCAGAGCUAUAACGUGAUCUAAAGCAUGUCCGAAAGCAGCUGUAUUGUAAAAUAUGAACAGUCUUGUUAAAUGAGACCAAUGUUUCCCAGAGAGGUUACGGGUAGGAUGACAACAGUAACUCCAUGAAUCUCUAAUUUAUGGGAAAAAUCUUCCCCUGUGAAAAUGGUUGUUCUAUUCUUAUGCUGAUAUAACACUUUGGGAAUUGAGGAUUGUUGAAAACAUAUCAAGAAGGGCUACAUCUCUGACAGUACAGUCAUUUCGAUUUGCUUGUGAUGCUAUAGCAGUAUGGGAUUCGAGAAUGGAUACUGCUAAGAUAGGAUAGCAGUCGUUUGCCAGGUCGUUGUUUUCCCCUCACCCCUUCCAGCCCAGAAUAGAGCUCAUGCAGGCAGCUAGUAUAACAAGAGUUUCCAUUAGUGUUUCUAAUGGUAGUUGAUUUUAUAGCAUCAGAGAAAUGUUGGGCUGGAGGGGACCUCAAGAGUCCAGCCCCCUGCUCGAUUUGCAUUGCAUCAACUUCUUUGAAUAUCAUUAAAUCAAAAUUAGAAGGUCAAAUUUUUUAUCCUCUUUCUUCCUUUCUCCAAAAGAUGUUUAGUAAUAGUUAUUUCAGCUGAAGCUAGUGAAUGUUGACCAUACUGCUAGAGUAUUGGCUUGUUAAUUUAUUUGCCACUGAUUGUUUUAACAUUGUGCGCACAUUUUCUUGACAAUAUGUUUUCCUGUGCCCUUCUUAAUGAUAGAAGGGGAUUCACAGGAUGCCUGACUUGGGAGAGUAAAUAUUUAUUUUGGAGAAAUGAAAAUGUGCACAUAAUCUAAAGAUCUAAUAAAGUACAAGUUCCUCUUUCCAUGGAAAUGCAAAGGCUUGUACUAAACUCUUUUCCUACUUACUAAUAUUCUGAUCUUAUCAGGGAAUGUAAAAUAUCUUUCUACAGGCUAUCUGAAAAGAGAUCACCUUUUCCAAGUCUCUGGUUUCCAACGGCACAAAUAUGGUUUCAUAACCUGUGUGCAUGGAUCAUGAAUUAAGAAACCUUUGAUUUCAAAUCAUGGUGACCAUAGAUGUAUAUUUUUUCCCCUUUGCUUUGGUAUUUGGUAACAAAUCCAUAUUUUUAGCAGAGCAGGGAAACAAUAAUCUAUACCCAGGAAAGAUAUAUUGGUGGUACAUAUAGUCAAAGACAGUUCUAUAUUAGAGAUUUAGUAGUUAUUUUAGUUUGAUUCAUGGUAACUUCAUAAUUUAUUUAUAAAACCAGAAACCAAAACCAUAGCACCUGUUUCUUUCAAAAACUAUUUUAGCUGCACGUUGCUGUUGUACAGUAGAUUCAAAUUGUGCUACUUUUCAUAAUAAACUGCAGAUUUUUUUUUUUAAAUAGAGAAUAGUAAUUAUUGUUCUGCAGUACUCUUCCUUUCUAAUGUAGUCAAAGCAGAGGGUCAGCGGUCUGGUCCUGCUCCACUGCCCAAAAUGUGACCAAGAUAUAUUAUAAAUUAAAGCAUCUCACUCUUAGGCUACAUCUGCACUAUGAGCUAGGUGUGUGAUUCCCAGUUUCCGUACACAUACACGUGCUAAUUCUCAUGGAGCUAGCGUGAGUAUAAAUAGCAGUGUUGACGCAGUAGCCUGGGUACCAGCAGCAGAGCCAUAGCUUAGUGGAGCCUAGACUGUACCCACCAGUCUCAAGCAGGUUUGUAUUCAUCAUGCUGCCACUGCAGAUACGCAUUCUACCACAGCUACACUGCUGUUUAUACUUGCGGUAGCUUAGUGACACCUCAUGCAAGCAUGUGUGGCGAAGCUGGGAUCACACCCCUAGCUCUAGCGUAGACAUAGCCUUAGAGAGAGAGGGGGACAGGGUGCAGUGAGUUAAUGUGCCAGCCUUUUACCUCUGGAGACCAAACUCUAAUUGUAUUACAGGUAGAUGUUGGGGGGGGGGGGAAGGGGGAGUUCUCAUCCCCACUGGGGGAGUCCUUUUUAUCCACGUGAAAACAAAACCACACCAGACAACAUGGCACAAAACAGUUUCUGCUCAGGAAAAAGGCCCAGGACUGUAAUAGCAGGGUUAUUCCAUGCUGGGAUAGAAAUGAUUGAUGUUGUGUGUGGAAGCCAGUAGUGCCUGCCUAUAUGACAUCUGACUUUUAACCAGUGCUCUUAUUGCCUCUCCUGCAAGAGUGCUAGCACACAUCAGUUGGAGUAUACAGAACAUUAUCGUGUGAGAGAAAUGCAAGUCUCUGCAUUGGAGAAGAUGGGUAAAUUAAGCAAACAGAAAGCUUAAAAAAUAGACAAGGUAGCAAACUGUAUUUGCUCAUAAAAAUGAGUUUAUUUUCAUGGGAAGUAGUGCAGCCAUUUUGUUUGAAACCAGAUUUUCAUUUUGAAGUGAAACUGUCAGGAAUAUUUUAAUGACUGGGAAGUACAGUAAUGUAUUGCUUUUCACUUUUUGGCUUUAGUUGCUUAAUAUUUAAGCUUUGCUCUGUGCUACCUUUUUGUCUGUAUAUUGAAUGGUCACUAUGCCUCCUUCAUUUUGUAGACUUGAAUGGGCGGGGAAGAUUCACUUUUAAGGUUUGCUCAGAGGUAAAUGUUAAAGAAUGUUGUGUAACAUUUAUUCAAAUAAAGCCUUGAUUUUUUUUCA
Caretta caretta (loggerhead turtle) is the source of this 5613-nucleotide messenger RNA. It is a transcript of the gene PWWP2A, whose product is annotated as PWWP domain containing 2A. The record is from RefSeq and is a predicted model, not a curated record. Gene Ontology annotation, molecular function: chromatin binding. Gene Ontology annotation, cellular component: chromocenter; nucleus. NCBI's taxonomy places the organism in Eukaryota, Metazoa, Chordata, Testudines, Cheloniidae.